CGCUAAUGUUCGUAAAAUGUAUUAUUUAUCAAAGUCCACGAAUAAUGCCUAGAUUACAAGAAGAGGCAUGGAUACUACAACUCCAUGGUCUGGAUGGGAAGAUGAUGAGUCAGACUCGAAGGACCGAGUGCGGGAGCAACUCAGCGAGAUGCGUGCCCGCGAAGACGCUUCGGAUGGUCAGACCCCCAAAAGAAAGAGAGGACGGCCCCGAAAGAACGAAACGAAAUCGCAUGAGAACAAGAAAAGGGCUAAACGGAAAAGUCGUGCAAGACAAGAUAGUACCGAUAGUACCGAAGAUGAUGAGGAUCUUGUCCUAGACGAUGAUGAUGCUGAGGAAGAAGAGGCAGAUGAGGUGGAAGAACCUGAGGAGGAUCCAAACGAUCCGGAGUUUGAACCAAACCGACGAACUAGCCGUCGAAAUCGCAAGCCUGUGAAAACUUACAACACGAAGCUGUUGUUACGUGAAGAAAUGUCGAAAGCUAGGGAAUCAUUCAGUAAAAGUGGCCGCGGUCGUGGACGCGGACGCCCUCGUGGUAGUGGUCGAAAAACGUGUGUUGACCUUACUUUCCUUGAGGAUCCCAGGAGAACUCGUGUCACCGAUGAAAACGAAUUUGACAGGCUUCUAGAUGAGGAAGUAGCGAUGUAUGAAAAACACCUUCCAACUUUACCACCAGUGAUACCCGAUCCAAGCCAGAGGCUUUAUGUCGUUCGUGUGGAUUCCGUUGAGGCACUUACGAAUGCCGGCGCUGGUUUCCGUCUCAUGACCAGCUGUGUCACUGAUGACAUGAUGGUCUCGCUUUUCCAUCUCGCGACUGACAAGUAUUUUGUCAACACCAACGCGGAGGACGUAGUACAACUUGCUCAAGUUCUUCGCCAUGUUUGGAACCAGCUACCGCUAUACACAAGAUUAGCUUGGGAGGAUGCUGCUCAUAAAGCUGCUUUGAAAAAUCAUACCGACAGAGAAGAGGAAGAAUCGGCAGGAGAGGAGGGUGUGCAUGUCCGAAAAGAAGUUAUGCCGGUGCGAGAAUUUCCGUUCGGAUUAGACCCGAUGUUAUCGAAGUCAUGGCGGGCUCAAGCUUUUAAUGGCCCUGCUGUGUCUGAUAUGGUAAGGAAGCAGCGACCUAUCCUAAGUUCAUGCUGCAGCAUACGCGAGACGUGGAGGUCCUUCAUCGACGUACAGUCACAUCUUCUUGCUGCCCAUUAUACAGCUAUGUUCUAUGCUUGCCAUUUCUGUGGAGUACUUCAUCAGUCAGUUGAGGCCCUUUUGACGCACGUGGAUUGUUCGAGAUGGACGAGUAUGCUGCUGAACCGCAUGGUCAAGGGUGGAGACAAGCAGAAGGUUGAGAUGAAAGUUGCUUAUCUCUUCAUGGUAUGUACUGAUUGUGGCUUAUGGCUGCCUAUACGGGUAAAUUAUCCACCGGAUCGACUUCCAAAGGCAUGGUGCUUCUUUGCCACUGUCAUGGAAAAUCAUUCUUGCAAAAAGCUGGUACCUUUGGUAGUUUACAUGGCGGAGGCGGUAGAUGUACCAUCUAGGGAUGCUCGUUUAGUAGUUCAUUUUGUGCCAUCCUUCCUGAAAAACUUCCCAGUCUCGUGCGAAGAAUGUCAGAUCAAUGCAUUUUCCUCACCUGACGAGAUGGAUCAUCAUUUUCAAAAUGUCCAUCAUACAAGGUUCAAAUGCACUAAAUGUGGAGAAUGCAGCGGGACUGAGAUGUUUCAUAGAGCUCAUCUUGCUUCGCAUUUGAGUGAUUCGCUGUUACUUGCUGACUAUUUGCGCACCAGCUGCACUUUCUACCCGCCACCAUUUUGUGAUGGACCACCUGUAGUGGGUGCAAAUGGGGAAACUCCUGCUUGUGGAGGAUGUACUUCAACAAUUACCCCAUCUCCUAUGGGACAUGACUUGCUGGAUCACUGUGAACCUUUGGUGAAGACGAAACUGAUAAACGCGCUAACUCUUGCAAAAUCAGCCGUAUCGGACGACGACGACGACGACGAAGAUACCAAGCGUCGCGCGGAUAUGGGUUUCGAGAAUUUCGAUUAUAGUGAAUUAGAAUUCUCUCCUGAUGAGAAGGAGGCGAAGAAUCUGAUCAACGAAUUUUUCCACAAGGUCAAUGGUACAAGCGAACCAGACGAUGACGUGUUGGAUUGGAGUAUCAGGGUCAAUGAUUAUAAAAAGGUAGUGGAACUGCUCAGCCCCGAGAGGAAGUUAGGAGUGAAUUUUGCCGCCCCGAGGACGGUGUUAGGAUCCGAUAACUUUGCUGAUCUUUUGGUCACGAAGUUUACGAAGAGGAUAUCGUUGCCAAUUUCUGCUUGUAUGGAGCUGCUGUCGGGUAAUCUGCUACUGAAAAGAUUCAUGUAUUGCACCGCAUGUAACUCCAUCCUUGCAUCUCCCUCCGGGUUGGAUACGCAUAACAAUACGAAAUGUGGCACCGAAUCACUUGUAUCGCUAUUUUGUCCACCAGCGCCGGUAAAUUCGGAGUUGGAAUGUCCUACAUGUUCCAAGUCUGUGUGCUCCAUAUCUGGGUUCCGUGCACAUAUGGCAAUACAACAUGGUAUCUACGUUGAAUAUAAGACUGGCACUCAGCUUGGAAUGACGCCAGAAAGCAAUGCCAGUCUCCAGGACAUAGCUGCGAGAUAUCCAGACACUAGGACUGCCGUAGCUCGCGACACUGACAAUGCGCUAUGGCUGCGAUAUGGCAUACUGCAACCAAGAUCGCACUUCGAAAUGCAGCUGAAUCUUGCUAAGAGAGGAAUCAAGGUGAUUGGAAUGGAUCCGAAGGAGAAUGGGACUCCGAACCAGAGCACUCCGAGAGGUGGGCUUCGCCCCAUCAUGGCGCGACGUUCUGCUUUCACUUUGAACGAUAGUCCAUCACCACCAGGAUUGAUGAGAAGAGAUGAUUCUCCGGCUUUCACUUCUGCUUCUGCGUUGGCUCAGGGAAUCAAUCAGCAUUACAUAAAGCCUUUCGUAUUAGUCAACAAUAUGCUGCGUUGCAAAUUCUGUGCCCAUCAAACGUGCACUCAAACAAUGAUGCGAGAUCAUUUACAAUCCAACCAUGUUUUGGUCUGUCGAGCCUGUGGAAAUGGAUUUGCGCAUCGCGAAGCUUUGACCCGGCAUGGAAAACUGGGACGAUGUUCGAUGCAAUUCAAAGACGUCUCUGUGAAACAAAUCUCUGCUGACUGUGGAGUUUGCUAUAAGAGAAUGUCACUUGCUAAUGCAUACCUCCAUUUGUUCCGGGAGCAUCUGAAUGCGGUGUUGUAUGGCACGGUAUCUGGACAGGUUUAUCCAGAGCAUCUGAAUCUUCACGUUGAUCAAAGUUUGGCGGAAGUCCUACCUGUAAAAGAAGUGGCUCCAAUCACUCCAUUGCCUGCACCUAGUGAACAUAGCGAACGAAGAAAUCGCGAAGUGGUCGUGUACAAAGUACCACCGAAUGCGGAUUGCACAUGUUAUCUUUGUGGAAUGCAAAUGGCCAAUGCAGAUCAACUGAAUAAUCAUCUCAGCAGGCAUCCGGAGAAGUGGACCAAAUGUCCAUUCUGCAUCGAUUACACUCCUAUCGCAGACCAUGAGGCAAUGAGAGUGCAUCUUACACAACGACACAUGGAUAAAAAAGAUGGCAAUUUGUGUUGUCGAUAUUGCCAGCGAAUCAUAGCUGGUGAAAGUUGUGCACAUCUGCUCUACAUGUGCACACAAACUCGAAAGUGUGCGUUGUGUUAUGGAAAUCAGGUCAUGAAGAAUUCGGCUGAGAUGACUGUACACUGGACAAAUAAACAUCUGGACAUUUUGAGAAGGUUCCAAUGCUCUGAUUGCGGAAUGACAUUCUGUCAUGUAAAAGAUUUUUGGAGUCAUCAGUGUCGUUCGCACUUUAUGCAGCAAAAAUGUAGCUGCGGGUUCUCAGUGACUUUUUCGUCUCGGACUGCGUUCUUACUGCAUUUUGGUAUGCACAUAGAUGAGGCAAAUAUGACAUGUAAACUGUGCAAGUUCAAAUUUUCCUCCAAGGUUGCUCUGCAGAAUCAUCGCCUUUCACAUGCCAUAAUGGUCAACAGUGCAACUGGAAGACAGCUGAUUAUUCUGGACCCUAAACUUGCUCAAGCAGAACAGCAGCUGCAGCAACAACAACAGCAACAACAGGAAGCGAAGAAACCGAGGCGAUCUGCCAAAGAACUGGAUGCUUUAAUUGAGGAGAAGCGAUUCACUGCUGACAUAACCCUGACUGUCCGUUCUAUUGUUCGUCAAGUAUGCGAAUCUCUUGGUGAAGUCUAUAAUCAGAAGGACUCACCAUCGCCAUCUGAUGUGCUUGUAGCUAACAACGACGACGAUAUCAUAGAAUUGGACAGCCCCGGUGUGGAUGAUGAUUUGGUCGACAGUGCAGAGGCCACAGCAAAUGCCCAUCGAGCAUCUCUUAUGGCACAAGUUCGAGUGGAAGUCGCGGAUAAUGUUGGAAAUGUGGGCUCAUCGAUGCCCGGAUACGUUGAGGACGAUGACGAGAAUGCAGUGGAAUGCCUUCCUGAAAAUGUGAAAGCUGAAUACGGGUCGGCGGUUGUCAAAGAAGUCCAUGACGACAACAAUGACGAUGACUUACAGGUUAUUGGCGAAGUUGAACAUGCUCCUGGUGUUACAUCGUCAGCUGUGGUCACGCGCGAAAAGAAGUACAAAUGCUCGCGAUGCAGCUCUAUGUUUAUCACUGCUCAUGCAGCCAAGCUACAUGAGGAGACGUCGCAUAGCACUGAUGCGGGUGGUAUAUGUGAAAAGGUCUUUGGCAUACCUUUGAAAGGUUUCUUUUUCGUAUGCAGGAACUGCUGCGCUGCAUUUGAGAGUCAGCAGCAAUUUAAAAAUCAUCGGUUGUGUCAUGGUCCAACGGGUUCAGUUUCAUGCGGUGAAUGCUCAGCCAUAGCUUACAAUACGCCGCUAUUUGAACAUCAUCGCAACGCCCACGCAACCAAGGAUAGACUUUUCUACGGAUGCAGCCAAUGCAGCAUGAUGUUCCGGACAGAUGCACGCCUUAUGUUCCAUCUUCGAGAGGCACAUGGUGUUCCCCUAUUCUUCUUCUGCAAAGCUUGCCAUCUUGGUGGCACUCAUGAGAAGUCUAUAUAUGUACACGUUGCUUUAAAGUCCCAAAGAUGUCGUCAAUUUGGUCAGCAAAAGAAUUGGACAAACCUGAUGACCAUUGGAGUAUGUCCGGCUAAUGUCCUGCAUUACCAGCCAAAGAGUCCUGUGACUCAUGAAAUGAUGAUCUCCCGUGGUUCGGUAGAAGUAGUGGUACCAUCCGAGUGUUCGCAUCGUUCAUUUUUAGCGCCUACGGACUCACUGAUAACUUGUAGGGAAUGUUUCUGCACGAUGACGGCUGCAUCGUUCACCGCUGCCGAAGCAUAUAGAAACGGAGGUGUAUCGAAGGAGCUUGCUAUGACUCUCGAUAACGGAUUGGACUUUCCUUUCACUAGCGUAUUUGAACCGACACCCAGUGAAACUAUGCAAACUCUGCAAGGGCGUGCAAUAGCUCCAAGGAUAGAUCCGGCAGCAUCCUAUUUCGGAAAUGGUUUGAGAAGUACCGACCCGCCACGACUGGCUCCACGACCAAUAGUCAGCAGUGCACGAGUUGCUACUGUAGCUCCACUGAACAGGGCUUUGCCGGUCUUGAAGCGACGAUCGGUUCAAAGUAGUAACUCUGAUGUUAUCACGUUGGGAGACGAAGAACCAGGUCCAUCAGCAGCAAAGCGCGCACCAUUGCCUGUCCAAAGAUCGCGAUUCCAUGAUCCUACUGUGGCAAAGUGCAAGGUAUGCGAAGCUCCCAUGCCGUCAGCCCAGAUCAUGUCAUUGCACGAGCUGCAUAAGAAUGGAAUGAAAUGGUUCUGUUUGGACUGUGCCAGUGCGCAGAUGGAUGAGGUUGAAGCGAUGAAGCAUUACUUCACCGUACAUGUCAAAGUUGCGGAGCAGAAAUGUGUUGAGAGAGGUCAGCUGUUCCGACCCUUACACUAUGAGCUGCAAUGCCCAUUUCCAAAAUGUAGAGAGCCAUUGUCAACUCUUACAAAUCUUCGGAUUCACAUUAAUAAUAAGCACAGAGCGGAAACAGCGUAUUCAUCGAGUGCAUGUAUGUUCCGAUUCUGUUCACCAUUUGCGAAAGCGAAACAUGAUGGGCAACAUUCGAGUUAUGAAAGUGUGAAUGGUGUAGAAGGAACCUGCUGCCCACUCUGUGGCACACUGAAUCAGUGGAAUAUCCAGAUGCCUGGAUCAACAUACACAAUGAGCCACAUCGCGGUACAUGGUCUGCGCCGUUAUCACAUGUGUCGUGAUUGUUUUGUCUGCUUCAAGGGGGAUUACGAUUGCAUACGCAUGAGAACGCAUUUCGAAACGACCCACUGUACAGUGAUACCAAAGACGAAUAAUCGCGAACUUUUGUGCAAACUUUGCAGAGAAGUGGUCUUGAAGUCACACCUGACUGAACACGUGAUUGAAAAGCAUUUGGUGACUGGCUUCAAAUCACGUGAUCCGAAAUGGCAAGGUAAACUCAUAGUGAAGACCGGUGCUGUAACGCGUCGCUUCCUUGGAUUUGAUCGCAUUUAUCAUGUUGGCGACGACUCCGACAUGGACUAAUUGCCACCUACCUCUGGUGCAAUGUGCAUAUGUAUUUCAUCCUUGUCAUUCAUAGCUGUCUCUUUCCCCAGUGUAAAAUCAGCCAUUAGUAAGACCCGUAGAAGUUUUUUUUUGUUGAUAAAAAGCAAAUUAGCAGGAAUGUCGAAUGUAUAGGC
Molecule: messenger RNA, 6738 nt
Organism: Cylicocyclus nassatus
Lineage: Eukaryota; Metazoa; Nematoda; Chromadorea; Rhabditida; Strongylidae
Source: the annotation of a GenBank genome assembly